AUGCGGCGCAUAGGACGAACCAAACAUCUCAGUUGCUUCUACUGCGGCAAGCAGACUGGCAUCAAAUACGACGGCACGAUAACCGACUUUCUCUGCCUCUCCUGCGAUGCCACAAACUAUCUAGAUCAAAAUGGUGAUAUUACCGACCCCCCGGUCGCGACCGAGCGGGAAGCUGCACCGCCCUCCCAAUACGCCCGCCCUCAGCCCGCCGCGUCCAUCGAGUCCGACGCCGUCUUUUGUUCCACGUGCCUCAAGAACCAGCGGCUCUUCACCGCGUCCCUCGCGCAGUACCUGCCCGACGACCCGUCGCACCCUGACUACGCGGAGCUCGACCGCAACUACUACCGCUACCGCCGCAACCUCGAGAGGCGCUACCCGCAGGUCUGCGAGGCGUGCGCCGACACCGUGCAGGACCGCAUUCGUCAGGCCGGCUACACGGCCAAGACGGACCAUUUGCGGCGCAUGAUGGACAAGAGCCGCGGGCGCACGGCGGCGGCAGCGACGACGCGGAGAGCCGGCAUCCUGGACGCGGUCGGCGUGGUUGGCGCUUGGCUCUGGCGCGCAGGACUCGCGGCGCAGCUGCUCUGGCACCUGCAACAUAUCGCACGGGCGCUGGAGCGGCAGGAUAACGGCAUGUAUGACCCAGACGACUCGGGCGUGAUGGUCAAGGGACUCGCGGCGACGAGGAUGGCUCUGGCGUGGCUACCGGACGGGGAUGCGCUGAUACGGGCGAGCAUCGCGGCGGCCGUUCUCUCGGUGUGGUGGAACCCACACUUUGUGCAAUUCUCGAGGGGCUUUACGAGGCAUUUGCUGGGGUUCACGCGGUGGUACUCGUUCCAGGGGUUGAUCGUCUUCUUUCGCAUCCUCUUCCGGAGCGUGCUGAGCAUGCAGGGGGGCGCGGCGCAAUCGCAAAGCGCGCAGUUGAGCGUACACCUGGCCACGGCAGGCAUCAUGUGUUUUAUUUACUUGAUCGCGAGCAGGUCCAUCAAAGUAGACACGACGCCGCUCUUCCGUCCCGACGACAAACCGUUGACGCCGCGCCACAGCAUGACGCCAAUCAAGCGCAGAGAGCAAGACGCCAAGACCUUUUCCGAGCUCUUCAACGAGGCCCUCGACUCGACGCCGCAGAAAGGCAGCGGCAACGGCGGCGGCGGCGUGUCCUCCCUGACAGCGACGCCCGGCACACCCGGCAGCGCCUUUGUCCCGCCGAGCCAGCUCAAGAUGAUGCAGCGCGGCUUCAACAGCACGCCACUACAGCCAUCAUCGACCGCUCACGCCGAGUCGGGCGACGAAAUGGACUGGUCACCGAGCCAGCCCCCUCACCGCGCGUUCCGCACUGAUACCACCACCACCACCACUGCGCAGAACAAGGACGCUCUCCGCCCCUUUGGCCAGUCCCCGACGAAUGACAACAGCGGCAGCAGCAAUAAUCAGCGUCCCUUCUGGUUCAAGGUGCCCCCAGCGCCGACCAACCCCGCGCGGCAGCUGCGCAACCCGCCCAACGCACCGGUGCUGCGGAAAAAGCCCGUCAAGCAGGACGACGUCUUCUUUAGCAGCAGCCACGAUAGCGCAAAAUUUAGAAAUCGCAACUCGGCGGCUGGUGACAAUGACGAAGACGAAGCGCAGGCGAGCAUGACAUUUCGCAACCCGCGCUUCUUUGCGCCCGAGAAGCCCAACGACGAGGCCAACUCGCUGGCCGACUUACUCAGCGAGAGCUUCAGCCUUGGCAACGAGCAGCAGGGUAGCGGCGACGGCGCUUCUCAUCCCGUCACUGCUUCUUUUUCCUCAUCGUCGUCUUUGUCGCCGUUUUCCAAGCGGCGCCACUCAGAGAACAACAACAACCAGCAGCAGCAGCAGCGGCGGCAGCAGCGGCGCCCCCCGCACCAAAGUCAGAAGCAGCAGUCGCUCACGCUGAUGAUACUCUGCGCGCUGCUUCCCCUCUGGCUUCUUGUUUGCUGCUUUUCUUUUUCCAUGCCGUACCGAACACCGCUGCAGGGCCUGGUGCUCGUCGCCGCGGGCGUAGUCGCACUGAGCAGCACCCACGACGGUGACGGGCAGCCACGACAACAAGAAGAACAACGACUACAACGUCAACCGACGCUGCUCGACGCCGGGCUCUCGGCGCUGGGCGUCGUGGAACUGGCGGCCGUAUGCUGGCUCGGCUGGGAGACGUGGACGGCGGGCCGGGACGUACAGGGGAGUGACGCGUACGGCGCUGGUAUCUUGGCUAUGAUGCUAGGACACCGUGCUGCGAGGAGGCUGCUGCAGGGGUGA
This is a messenger RNA of Beauveria bassiana ARSEF 2860, 2274 nucleotides long. Its product is annotated as integral inner nuclear membrane protein Ima1. Lineage: Eukaryota; Fungi; Ascomycota; Sordariomycetes; Hypocreales; Cordycipitaceae. Gene Ontology annotation, cellular component: nuclear inner membrane; microtubule organizing center attachment site; mitotic spindle pole body. The transcript has 3 exons. The record is from RefSeq and is a predicted model, not a curated record. Bases 1 to 2274 code for a protein of 757 amino acids. Gene Ontology annotation, biological process: nuclear inner membrane organization.